UCUCCGCGGCUGCCGUAGUUGGCGAAGGUCUGUUGCCGAGACGGAGAAGAACUAUGGCGGCCGUGGCCCUCCGCUGCCGUCCUGCAGGUGUCCUUUCCAGGUUUUCAUGCGCUGGAUCUCCAGGUGUGAUAUCAGCUGUCUCUAUUGUGGUGCAGCAGCGGAAAAUCCACCAUGCAGUUAUCCCCCGUGGCAAAGGGGGGCGCUCUUCCUUCAGUGGAAUAGCCGCAACAGUGUUUGGAGCCACAGGCUUUCUCGGCAGAUAUGUGGUCAAUCGGCUCGGGCGUGUCGGAUCCCAGAUUGUCAUUCCUCAUCGCUGUGACCAGUAUGACAUCAUGUACCUGAGACCCAUGGGAGAUCUUGGACAAAUCAUUUUCCUGGAGUGGGACGCCAGAGACAAGGAGUCCAUCAGACGUGCUCUAGCGCACUCCAAUGUGGUCAUCAAUCUCGUUGGAAGGGAAUGGGAGACGAGGCAUUUUAGCUUUGAGGACGUCCAUGUGAACAUCCCGAAACAGAUCGCCAAGGCUGCCCGAGAAGCUGGUAUCGAAAAGUUUAUCCACAUGUCUCACCUCAACGCUGACAUCCGCAGCCCCUCCAGAUAUCUGAGGACAAAGGCUGUUGGAGAAGCAGUUGUGAGAGAAGAGUUCCCUGAUGCAAUAAUUAUGAAGCCAUCUGAACUGUUUGGGAGAGAGGACCGAUUUUUCAACCAUUUUGCAAACAUGCGUUGGUUUGGCAAGGCAAUACCACUCAUUGCUAGGGGGAAGAAGACCGUGAAGCAGCCCGUUUAUGUUGUGGAUGUAGCCAAGGCCAUUGUCGGCGCGAUUAAGGACCCCGACUCCAAUGGAAAAACCUACGCUCUUGUUGGCCCCAACAGAUACCUUCUUCAUGACCUGGUGGAAUACGUUUAUGCUGUGGCUCACAGGCCUUUUAUAUGCUACCCAAUGCCACGUCCUUUAUAUCAUUUGGUUGCGGGAUUUUUUGAGCUCAGUCCCUUUGAGCCAUGGACGACUCGGGACAAAGCAGACAGGUUUCACACAACGGACAUGAAGUUCCCCGCCUUGCCAGGCUUACAGGACCUGGGCAUCGUGCCAACGCCCGUGGAACAGAAGGCUAUAGAAGUCCUGCGCCGUCACCGUAGGUACCGCUGGCUGGAGGCGGAACUGGGAGAGACCAAACCAGCCAAGACUGUCAACUUCUGAAGUCACACUGAAGCCAUUGUCGUAGUUUGAUAUCCAUUUUACCGCAGAGAAUCAAAGUGUCCGUGUUGCAUUUUCUGUAUAUAAAAAUCUAAAAUAAUUAAUAAAAGCUCUUUAAAACCUA
Messenger RNA from Lepisosteus oculatus (spotted gar), 1317 nucleotides. RefSeq names its product NADH:ubiquinone oxidoreductase subunit A9a (gene ndufa9a). Lineage: Eukaryota; Metazoa; Chordata; Actinopteri; Semionotiformes; Lepisosteidae. The record is from RefSeq and is a predicted model, not a curated record. Gene Ontology annotation, molecular function: protein-containing complex binding. Gene Ontology annotation, cellular component: mitochondrion.